CACGACAAACGCUAUCCAGCCCUGGCCGGCGAGCUCCCCUUCCUGAGGACGAGGCUGAGGGCCAGCGAGAGCGCCUUGGAGCAGCUCAAAAGGAAGAGCUCAGUUCUAGCGUCUCGACUUUGCCUGGUGGAAAAUGUGAGGAAGAGGAGCUCAGUGGAGGACGCUGAAGUGCAAGGCCAUCACAACUCCAGCCGGGGUCACACGACGGCUUUGGUCGCAGACAGGGAUGGUCAACGGCGGGAGGCGGAGUCCCGCGUGGACACAGAUUCAUCGCGUAUAUCCCAAAACAUGAGCGCCCUCCAUACUCGACUACUGCACCUGGAGGGCAAAGUGAUGUCAAGUGAACAACACCUACAGGACAUCAAAGCUGCUGUGGUGAACGCGCCGAAUGACACGCAGACGCAAAGUGAAAGGUUGAAGGCGCGACUUAGUGUGCUGGAAAACCUUGUGGAGGAUCUGUGGACCGACAAGUCAGCGUCGGAGGUCCGACUCAACGUUAGUGAGGGACUUCUGGAAGAACUCAAGACGGAAUGCGCAGCUCGGGCGACGCGACUCGACGACGCCGAGUCACGACUGGCCGGCAGCAUCCGCAACGCCGCAGCCUUGGAACUCCGGCUGAACGUCAGCGAAAAACUUCUGCUUGCGCUCAAGACCGAAUGUACUCAAGAGCUGCUGCGGAAGUUAAACGCGAGCGAGCCGAAGAUGAGCGACUUGAAGGUGACGACUGAAGGUGAGACCAAGGUGGCCUUCGCCGCUGCGCUCACAGACUCGGGAUCCGUGGGACCCUUCGACCGGGAGACCACUCUGAUCUUCUCCAAGGUUUUCACCAACGUCGGCCGAGCUUAUGACGAGAACUCGGGUGUGUUCACGGCCCCCGUGGGCGGAGUUUACGUGUUCAGCUUCACGGCGGCCGACUUCCUGAAAGGCUACAUGGGCGUCACCCUGUACCGCAACCAGCAGCCGAUCGUCUCCAGCCUUGACCUCAACGACCAUGGCGGCUACGCGUCGGCCACCAACGGCGCGCUUAUCCCACUAGAGGCGGGAGACCGCGUGCGCCUCAGUCUGCCCGCCAGCUACAGACUAUACGACGACACGCGGAGCUUUAGCGUCUUUAGCGGAUUCCUGCUUUUCCCCCUGAAGGCCGACCAAUAAACUAUCUUCUUCUGCUCGGAAACAACUUGAUGUGCUAAGGCCCAUGCUAACAUAAGUGAUAACGUCUGGAAACAACAACGUGACAAGCUAACAUACUCUGCUAAUAUGCUAGCUAGCAUCCAUGUGAACAUGUUAGCUAGGAUCUGCGUUUAAUGUCAAAGACAGUCUUCCCCUCUGGAACAAUGUGACACAAUGCUAGCGUGGUGACAUCCAUGCGAACAAUAGAAAACCUGUUUGAAA
Hippocampus comes (tiger tail seahorse) is the source of this 1392-nucleotide messenger RNA. Its product is annotated as cerebellin-1-like. NCBI's taxonomy places the organism in Eukaryota, Metazoa, Chordata, Actinopteri, Syngnathiformes, Syngnathidae. The record is from RefSeq and is a predicted model, not a curated record. The coding region runs from base 289 to 1152 and encodes 287 amino acids. The transcript has 12 exons. Gene Ontology annotation, molecular function: protein binding.